GCAGGGGCAGGAAAGGAGGCGACGCCGCUGGCUGCCAGGCGCACCGACGCGUACCAUGCCUUCCUCCUCCUCCUCCGUCUACCCGGAACCCCGCGUCCUCACCGCAGCCGAACUCAUCGCCGGCAAUGAUGCCAAGGAAACGAGGGCCACGGGCGCCGAGGGCUUCGCUUCGCUCCUGCGCACCCAGGAGGAGGUCGACGCGCUCUGCGACAAGUACGGCGUGCCGAAGAAGUUCACCGCGCGCCCCGCCGGCGACCUGCGCGCGAACUCGACGCCGCCUCCGGGGGGCAUCUGCGUGUACGCGCGCGCGCUGGAGGCCGGGAUGCAAGUCCCGCUGCACGGCUUCUUCCGUGCGGUCCUCGCCCACUUCGGCAUCGCGCCGGCGCAGCUCACGCCCAACGGGUGGCGCUUCAUGGCGGGCUUCCUCGUGCUCUGCCAGUCCACCGGCGUCCCUCCCUCGCUCGCGGUAUUCCUGCGCUUCUUCCACCUGUUCAUCAUGGAUCAAAAGCACGAGAAAGGGUGGUACUUUUUCCGAUCCAGGCGGGACAUCGCAAGCUUGCCGAACGGGGGUUGCAAAACCACCCCGGGCUGGAGACACGAGUUCUUCUUCCUCUCGUCGCCGGAGCCGUGGCAUUGCGCCGUGGAGUGGGGCGAGCCGUCCAAUAGCUCCUUCAUCGACCCGGUGCUCACCGUUGAGGAAAACAAAUCGGUGGUGAAGCUGCUAAGUGCUCACGGUGGCACCGCUGCUGAUCUCAGGAACCUGCUCCCUGCUCGGCGCUGCCGUAUCUGCGCCGCUGUUGAUCUUAGGAACCUGCUCCCUGCUACGUGCCCACGGCGGCGGCGGAGUAACCUUGCUGCCGCAUCCCCGCCGCCUCGGCCUUCUUCGUGUACGGAUCCCUCCGUCCAUGACACAAGCGGGGAGGAGGCGGCCGCGCAAGCGUCGGCGUCGGCGAAGAAGAGGACUUGGGAGGAAGCCAACGGCGGGGAGGACGACGGACACACCACAGUCUGGGAUGGCGGACGGGAGCUGCUGCAGGAAACCGUCGCGCCGCCGUUGGAGCGCGCGUCCGCGGCGAGCGAACCUUCCGACGGCGCAGCGAUUCGGCGGGCUGCGAACUGCGUGCUCGAACUGGGGGAGAAGCUGGUGGCCAGGGAGCGCGACGCCGCGGCUCUGCGGGAGCAGCUGGAGGAGGCAAAGGCCGAGCUCGCGGCGGCGAAGUGUGCGGCGGACAGGGAUCUUGAGAAGGCAAAGUCCGAGCUCGCCGCGGCGGGAGCGGAGCUGGAGAAGACCAAUGCGGAGUUCGCGGCGGUGGAGGCGGAGGUGGUGAAGACGAAGGCCGAGCUCUCCGCGUCUCUUGUGGAGGCUGAGCUCGCCGCGGCAAAGCAAGCGGCGGAGGCCGUGAAGACGAAGGCGGAGCACGCUGCGGCUUGGGAGGAGGUGGUGAGGACGAAGUCCGAGCUCGCCGCCGCGGAGGCAGAGCUGGUGCAGGCCAAGGCCGAGCUCACCGCGGCGAAGCGCGCCGCGGAGACGGAGCUGGUGAAGACGAAGGCCAAGCUCGCCGCGGUGGAGGCGGAGCUGGAGAGCGCCAAGGCGGCGGCGGUGCAGCAGCUCCUGGCCUCCGAGGAGCAAGUGCGGCAGCGCGCGGAGGACGCGCUGGAGGGAUACAAGCGCUGGCGAGGUCAUCACGCUCCGGCUGGUCGUGCCGCCUGAGUACGUUGCCCGCUGAUCGUCCGGAAGUUCUCUAGAUGGCUAAAUGAAGAUCACGAACAAAUCUUUACCCUGAUCCACUCUAUGCGUUCUGUUUCUCUAUCUGGAGAUCGCCUACUUUUGUAGCUGAAGUUUUCUGAGAUACUACAACACUGUUCGCCCGUUGCUAGGUGAUUUUCUCGUUCCAAGCUUCACGUGACAAUUGACUAGGGAGGUUCGUUUGUUGGUGCAUGUAAUGUUCGUUAUUUGCGAUGUUAUAAGAUCGGAAAUGCUAAAUCCCGAAUGUUCGGAAUUUGA
Aegilops tauschii subsp. strangulata is the source of this 2005-nucleotide messenger RNA. RefSeq lists its product as uncharacterized. The record is from RefSeq and is a predicted model, not a curated record. Lineage: Eukaryota; Viridiplantae; Streptophyta; Magnoliopsida; Poales; Poaceae.